CUUUUUGUGUAUAUUAUAGAAGGCUAUGCUUUUGGUCGCAUUAGGCGGAUAUGUAUCACGCAUAUGCCUCAGUCUUCGCCAUCCCCAUUGAUUCGACAUACAUAGUAAUCGAACGAGCGACGAGUAUCGGUCCAGAAUGCAUCCCGUAUGGCGAACUUCUUCAGGAUGUACUUUUGUCCCUAUGAAAAAAUGUACCUGGCUUCCUAAACGCGUUGCUAGUGAAUCUACGAAUGCCGUGAAGUUGCCUGCACAACUCAGCUCUCGACCACUGCACACCUCAAAUCUGAAGGAGACUUCCAUACGAAGGGUUCGAUUGCCGAAUGUAGAUUAUGCUAAAUUCAUAACCAGAUCUCGCAGGCGGUUUCAUACAGGCACGGCUUCGACUGAAUCAUGGGGCAAUAGAAAGGACAUCACACAAGCAUUGUUGGGAUGUGGAGUCCUGUUAGGCGUGGGCUACAUUGCGUUCAGCUGGUAUGUAAAACGCAGUGGACUAAGUUGGAAAUCGAAAGAAUGUCUUGUCCGUGCAAAUAUACUCGAAAAAGAGGGCGAUAUCCAGGCUGCAAAGAGGAAGUUAUUGGAGGCUUUUUCCUUGACAGUGAAAGAUUUUGGCCUCGUGAGCUUAAGUACAGUGCUCAUGGCUGAUAAGGUAGCACAAUUCUGUCACAAACACGGAGACUUGAAAAUGGCGAAGGAGUAUUAUGUGAAGCUGAUGCAGUGUAUGUUACAACUCGGGUAUAAAGAUAGCAACAAAGGCGUUGUUGGCGCCGCGCUCUCCGUUGCCGAUAUCAGCAUGGAGAAUGACGAUUAUGAGACAGCAUUGGUUGGCUACAGAUGGUGUCUGGAGCGUGCAGAAGUUGAUGGGCUGUCUCAGAGUGAUAUACAAAGAUCUAUGCCACCAACAGGGUUGAGUAUACACUUUGGCUCUGGCAAUAAGGCAAAACCUUCUGAUACAAUCGAGGAUGAGCUUCAUAUCAUCUGUCUUGAAAGGCUUGGAUACUGCCUGUAUGAAAUGAAGGCGUCGAGCUGGCCUGAAGCACUUGGCACUCUCGAGAAAGCAAAGUCGCUGCGACUGCAUCAGCUCGAAAGUUUGGCUACAGAAGGCAUCAGGUCUGGUGACUACUUGAUCAGAAUGGCCGUUCUGUUGGAAAGUUUGAGUACGGUGAAAACGUCAUUGGAGGACAUUAAGGGCGCGCUCGAGGAAUCCACACGAGCCGCCGAAUUGCAUAAGUUGGUCGAAGUCUACUUUAAAGGAGAGUCUGGAUAUGACAAUGCGCUCACCGCAGAUGCGCUCACCGCAGAUGAAAUCGCAAAGUUGAGUACAGCAAUAAGGGCUUUAACAAAGCUGCUGGGAGAUAGUGAGGAGUCUAUGCUUGCGAGCAAAUCAUAGGUUUAGAGAAGGUUAUACUUUCUAGGUGUCCAGAGCUUUUGGGGAUUACUAACCAUUGCUCGGAGUCUUGGUUAGCAUUAAAAUUAGUUGCGUCGC
Molecule: messenger RNA, 1483 nt
Organism: Sphaeroforma arctica JP610
Lineage: Eukaryota; Ichthyosporea; Ichthyophonida
Exons: 8
Coding region: 137-1387 (416 amino acids)
Molecular function (GO): protein binding
Source: RefSeq, a predicted model, not a curated record